AUGACAUGUCUACAUACUAUUGCUAGGAAUGACUCAGUUGAGGCAGAUGAAAAUGAUUUAGAGGCUCUUUUAAGCUCUAGUGUAAACACAAAUCAAACAAAACAAACUCCGAUACAUCCAAUGGAUGUUCAAAUGGCCGUGUUUCAUUGUUCAGACAGUUUCCUCAGGCAGAUCAUGAUCACAAAGCUGUCACAGUGUCAGUAUGCCUUACCUUUGCUUAUUCCUGACCCAUUCACAAUGGAGAUUGAGUGUCCUUUAUGGACAUUCAGACAGAUAACAAAAACAUGGAAGAUAACUGAAAACAAAGGUGAUUCAUACAUCACCAUGAAAAGUAUUCCAAUCUACAAAGCUGAGACUCCAUUGGUGUCGUUCUUCCGUUUGGGUUCAACAUCAGUGUCCAAGUCUCAGCUGAUGAACUCUUUGAUCAAUGACCGCCAUGACACAUUCUUCCACAGAAACUGUGCUGGUAGUACAAAAUCUUGCCAUUUAUUGAACGGUGUUGCAGAGAUUGCAUGGUACUUCCCUGCUGGAAAACCUAACGAUGCCUUCAAUGACUGCAUUGCCUUUUGUAAUCUUCAUGGAGAUGCUGCAGUGAUUAAAAUACAACGUGAAAUACUGACUGAAAAAUCUUCAUUCAGUGUUGUGCUGGUGUCAAAUCUGCAAAAAGAUGACCAGAAUUGGUCAAUCAUUUCUGCUCUUUUCAUGUCCAAAAAGCCUCUUAUUUGUCUUGUUGUUGAUGAUACUUGUGGCACUACUGAGAUUAAAAAGGGAAAAUACAAAAUGGGACUAAAAGACAGAAGUCACUCAGAUGUAUCUGAACAGCUUAAAAGAAUAAUUCAAGACAUUUUGUCUUCUCAAGAUUUAUCUAUUCCAAAAACAUUCUUUCAGCUUGAAACCAUGGCUGAGGUCUCUGGAAUUAAAGUGGAUGAAAGUGACCCUAUCUGUCAAAAGGGGAGAUCUGAAGCUAUGAAAAUAGCUAAUCUGCUUCAACAUAGGAAUGUUUCAAGGAUCAAGGAUGAUUUCCUUCCUUGUCAAGGUCAUCUGUGGCACGAGUGGUGCAAAAGAAACAAAGAACUCUAUAAUCUUAAAGGAGACGUUGAAAUGGACAAAUCCAUAAAGGAAAGAAAACUGAUGGAAAUACGGAAGAGGCAAUGUGGUGCUCCCUGCAGUAAACUGAUGAAGCUAUUCACCAAAAGCCUUUUGUUGUUGCCAUCAAAAGACAAAAAAUACUACCUGAGAUGGACUCAGAUCCUAACAGAUAACAAUCAUGACAGUGCCAAACUCAUAGAAAGCAAGAAAAAUGAGCUUGAAAACCUAUCAAAAGAACUGCAGUCAGCAACCUUUGGCUUGGAGCACUUUUUCAGAGAAAUGGGACAGUUAUAUGAGGCCCAUGAAACAAUUUUCGCAGAGAAUAGAAAGGGUGAGUGGUCCAAAUACCCUGAGUUGGCUGCAGAUCUACUGAUCUCUGGAUACCCCUUAGAACUAAUGGAUGGUGAUGCAGGUCAUGUUCCUUUGAAAUGGAUCUCUAGUCUUUUAGAAAAAGUCAUCCAGAAACUGGGUGACCAAAAAGUUUUUGUGCUGUCAGUUUUGGGUGUACAAAGCAGUGGAAAAUCAACAAUGCUGAACGCCAUGUUUGGAUUGCAGUUUGCAGUGAGCGCUGGCAGGUGCACCAGAGGUGCAUUCAUGCAGUUGGUAAAAUUAUCAGAUGAGCUCAAGAAAAACUUUAUGUUUGACUAUAUUGUGGUGGUGGACACUGAAGGAUUGCGUGCUCUUGAGCUGACCGGCACCUCAACCCUUCAUCAUGACAAUGAACUGGCAACGUUUGUCGUAGGAGUGGGAAACAUGACGUUAAUCAACAUCUUUGGAGAAAAUCCAGCUGAGAUGCAGGAUAUCUUGCAGAUUGUUGUUCAGGCUUUUAUGAGAAUGAAGAAAGUUAAACUUUCACCGAGUUGUCUUUUUGUUCACCAGAAUGUUACAGAUAUUGCAGCAGCGGAGAAAAACAUGGAUGGAAAGCGACGCUUGCAAGAAAAGCUGGACCAGAUGGCUCAGUUAGCAGCCAAAGAGGAGGAUUGUGUUGCAAAGUGCUUCAGUGACAUCAUUAAAUUUGAUGUACAACAUGAUGUGAAAUAUUUAGCUCAGCUAUGGGAAGGCAGUCCACCUAUGGCUCCCCCAAAUCCAGGCUACAGUGAAAGUAUCCAGGAACUGAAAAACAUUAUUCUCUUAAAAGCUUCAAAGUCCAAGUUCAUCACUCUUUCACAGUUCAGUAGAAAAAUCCAGGACUUGUGGAAUGCCCUUCUGAAAGAGAACUUUGUUUUCAACUUUAAGAACACAGCUGAAAUUGCAUUGUACAGAAAACUUGAGGACCAGUACGGAAACUGGACCUGGACCAUCAGGAGCAACAUGCUGACCAUUGAAGACCAGCUUCAUAACAAAAUAGAAAACGGACAGCUAAACAAAAUUGACUUGAUUGAUCUUAUUAAUGAAUCAAACAAAACAUACAAAGAAGUAAAAACAGCAAUGUCAAACUUCUUUGAGGAUGACAAGGAUAAAGAAAUUCUGGUUCAGUGGAGAGGCCGAUUCGAGAACAAAAUCAAGGAGUUUCAAAAUGACCAGGUCAGAGUGGUGAAAAGAAAACUGGAUGAAGUUAUCCAGCAAAAGCUUACUCAGAAAAAGCUGGACGAUCAGAAGCCAGUGUUUGAGAACAAACUCCUACAGAAGAGCAAGGAACUUGCUCAGCAGUUAAAAGAUAAGCCCAACGACGAAAAAGAGUUUCUAAAUCAGUUCAACUCUGUUUGGAGCACCUGGGUUACAGAAUUAACAAACGAUACAAAAUCUGUUGAUGACAUCAGUCUGAAUGAGGAUCUGUUAACUAUCCUUCAAGAGCUUGGGAUGGAAUCAGCUCUCAUAGUGGAAUGUAAAACAAGAGGCAGGUACAAAUGCUUGCCAGGGAUUGGUGAUUAUACAAAAUAUGUGAGCUUCCCAAAGAACCAAGACAUGUCUGAAACAAACGAACCAUCUAAAAAUAACGAGAACAAACAAGAAGACACUAAGAAACAAAAAUCAUUUUUCAAAUCUUUAUAUGGAGUUAUCUUUGGAAAAAAUGUAUCAACACCAACAGAGCAGCAGAACUCAUGCAGUCAUUUACAGUAUGAAGAUCAAGAACAGCAAAAAGUGGACUUCUGGAGUCCCAGAACAAAUUCAGAAGGAACACUGAUGCACUCUGCUAUUUAG
Nematolebias whitei (Rio pearlfish) is the source of this 3231-nucleotide messenger RNA. Its product is annotated as interferon-induced very large GTPase 1-like. Bases 1 to 3231 code for a protein of 1076 amino acids. The transcript is spliced from 3 exons. The record is from RefSeq and is a predicted model, not a curated record. Gene Ontology annotation, molecular function: GTP binding. NCBI's taxonomy places the organism in Eukaryota, Metazoa, Chordata, Actinopteri, Cyprinodontiformes, Rivulidae.